Chaetura pelagica (chimney swift) is the source of this 1419-nucleotide messenger RNA. RefSeq names its product nyctalopin (gene NYX). Bases 1 to 1419 code for a protein of 472 amino acids. Gene Ontology annotation, cellular component: extracellular matrix. Gene Ontology annotation, molecular function: protein binding. Lineage: Eukaryota; Metazoa; Chordata; Aves; Apodiformes; Apodidae. The transcript is spliced from 2 exons. The record is from RefSeq and is a predicted model, not a curated record.
AUGUUUGCUAUCAUUUUAAAUGUGAUCUUCUGGGCCCCCCGUGCCCACGCGGGGUGGGCCUGCGUGCGGUCCUGCCCUGCCGGCUGCGUCUGCACCCAGGAGCGGAGCUGCGCCGUCCUCUGCGACCGCGCCGGCCUGGGCCAGGUCCCCGGCCAGUUCCCGUGCGAAGCCUCUUCCAUCAACCUGGACAAAAACAGCAUCAAGUUCCUCUCUGAGAGGGCCUUUGGGACCUUGCCUUCCCUGAAGUCCCUGUCGCUCAACCACAACAACAUCUCCUUCAUCACCCCGGGGGCGUUCAAGGGGCUGCCCAGCCUGACCGAGCUGAGGAUGGCUCACAACGAGUACAUCCGCUACCUCCACACACGGACUUUCACUGCCCUGCGGCGCCUGGUCAAGCUGGACCUGGCAGACUGCAACCUUUUCAACAUCCCAGACAGGAUCUUCGUGGAGCUGCCUGCUCUGCAGGAGCUCUUCUGCUUCCAGAAUAACUUCCGGAGGAUCCCAGGUGCUAUCAGGGGCAUGGAGAACCUGACCCACGUUUACCUGGAGAGGAACAGGAUUGAAGCAGUAGCCUAUAACUCCCUGCAGGGCCUGACCAGACUGAAGUACCUGAACCUGCAGGACAACAGGAUAAAUGUCAUUCACGAACGAGCUUUUCAGGGCUGCCAGAAGAUGGAGUACCUGUAUCUGAAUGACAACUGGCUCAGCGAGCUUCCGGAAAACUCCUUCAAUGGUCUGAGGUGCCUGAAGAUGCUCAACCUCGGAGGGAAUUCCCUCAGGAAUGUUUCCAACACCUGGUUCAGGGACCUGGGGGAGCUGGAGGUUCUCUACCUGGAUCGCAACAGGAUCAACUACAUUGAGGAAGGGGCUUUUGAAAACCUCACCAGUCUGGUUGCGUUGCACUUGAACAGCAACAACCUGACCACCCUGCCCUUCUCUGUCUUCGAGCCCGUGUACUUCCUGGGGCGGCUGUACCUGUUCCGCAACCCCUGGGACUGUGACUGCCGCAUCGAGUGGCUGAAGGAGUGGAUGGAGAACUACAGGCUCGUCAGGGAUAUUCCCUGUGCCUCCCCCUCCUCUGUAGCCGGGAUUGACCUGAUGGACGUUCUCUACGAGAGAUCACCAGAAGGUUACUGUCUGGACCCAGUAGAGCUCAAUGUCACGUCUGAAGGGCCAACCCCAAGUGAAGAGCCUUGGUCUACCACAGAGAGCAAGUUCAACAGCCUUAUAUCUAAACUCUUGCUCCAGAUGGGCCUUCCUGAAGAGGUGACAAACACCACUGAAGUCUCCAGUAAUGCCACACAGCUGUAUGGACUGGUUGAUGGUGUUUCUUCUGGGGUGGGAGAAGACAGUAUUGAAGCUGCUUCCUCUUCUUACCUCCCAAUACUUUUUACGGUGGUUGUUUUGCAGAUUAACUAG